Messenger RNA from Nicotiana attenuata, 2268 nucleotides. RefSeq lists its product as uncharacterized. The coding region runs from base 1 to 2268 and encodes 755 amino acids. Gene Ontology annotation, molecular function: nucleic acid binding. Gene Ontology annotation, biological process: DNA integration. Lineage: Eukaryota; Viridiplantae; Streptophyta; Magnoliopsida; Solanales; Solanaceae. The record is from RefSeq and is a predicted model, not a curated record. The transcript has 5 exons.
AUGUCUCCUUCUUCUGAUGUUACUGCAACUCCCACUCCUACACAGGGAUCUUCAUCCACAACAAUAGGCAAUGGGAAUACCAUUGAUUCCACCCAUCCCUUCUUUCUCCAUGCAUCUGAUGCACCAGGGAUGAUAUUUGUCAACACAUCAUUUGAUGGUAGAGGUUAUGCUGGAUGGAGCAGGUCUAUCUUGAUUUCACUUUCUGCCAAGAACAAGUUGGGAUUUAUUGAUGGCUCUUGCCCCAUGCCACUCCCAACAGAUCCUACUUUUCAGUCCUGGAGCAGAUGUAACCAUUGUGUCCUUUAUUCAAAAACAACCAAGGAUCUAUGGCUGGAUCUGGAGCACAGGUUUGGACAACCCAAUGGAGCCAAAUUAUAUCACCUGCAAAAGGAGUUAGCUGAUUUAGUCCAAGGAUCAGCAGAUAUUGCUAGUUAUUUUACCAAAAUGAAACGAUUGUGGGAUGAGUUGGACACUCUUAACACUGAUAUGUACUGCUCUUGUAAUUGUGAGUGUGGUGGUAAGAAGAAAAUGCAACAGUUUAAGGAAGAUGAAAGGCUCAUUCAAUUUCUCAUGGGAUUGAAUGAGACCUAUGGACAGGCUAGAAGCAACAUUCUUAUGUUCAAACCAUUACCCUCAGUCAAUCAAGCAUAUUCUCUUCUCAUGCAAGAUGAGAAUCAGAGGGAAAUUCAUGUCAACUCUCAUUUCCCAACAGAUGGUUCUUCUUUCCUAGUGAGAAAUCAAGCUUCUCAGAACCAUCAGACCCCUAAUGGUCCUCAAUUCUACACUCAACAGAAGACUGGAAACAAUUCCUAUAAAGGGAACACUGCAUAUAAAGGGAAAAAGAAUGCACAGAUCAAGAAGAUGCAACAUAAUGCAAAAGGAAAUUCAGCUACUACAAUAGAGGAUACAGGAGAAGUUUGCAACAAAAUGGCAGAAGGACCUCAAUUUGCUCAGAAACUUUCAUCAGAUCAGUUCAAUCAACUGGUCAAUCUUCUGAAUCAAAUGCAAACAGGGCAGGGAGGCACCCAGGAGGUUAAUGCAAAUUCUGUUGCUGCAAAAACAGAAUCUGAUGUAAUGUUAUGGCAUGUAAGAUUGGGGCAUUUGCUUUUCAAUGCAAUGAAACACAUCAAUUCUAUCUCAUUUCUUCCUACUCAUAUUUGUGAUUGUGAUGUUUGUCCUCAAGCAAGACAGUCUAGAUCACCAUUUCCAAUUAGCCACAUCAAAACUAACCAAGCUUUUGAUCUGAUUCACAUUGACACAUGGGGACCUUAUAGGACACCUACUCAUAAUGGAUACAAAUAUUUUUUAACAAUAGUGGAUGAUUUCAGUAGAGCAACAUGGACUUAUCUGUUAAGCACAAAGAGCAAUGUCUUUUCUGUUUUAAAAUAUUUUUUAAGCAUGGUGGAAAGACAAUUCAAUGCUAAAGUGAAGAUCAUCAGAUCAGAUAAUGAUUUAGAAUUAGGAAAAGCAACUGCUGCAUCUCUAUUUUUGGAGUCUCAAGGCAUUCUGCAUCAAACUUCAUGUGUGGGUACUCCACAACAAAAUGGCAUUGUAGAGAGGAAACAUAGACAUUUGUUGGAAGUGGCCAGGGCUUUACUGUUUCAAUCCAAGGUACCUAUAUCCUAUUGGGGAGAAUGCAUAUUGACAGCUACAUUUUUAAUCAACAGAUUUCCAUCUAAGGUUCUUAAGGGUAAAACCCCCUAUGCAUUAUUGUUUGGCCAAUCACCCUCCUAUUCCUUCUUAAGAAGUUUUGGUUGCUUAUGCUAUGCCUCUACUUUGUCACAUCAUAGAGGUAAAUUUGCACCUAGGGCAAAGGCAUGUGUUUUCAUGGGGUAUCCUGUUGGACAAAAAGGGUACAAACUAUUGAAUUUGACUACCAAGAAGCUAUCCAUCACUAUCUACACCCACACUCCCACCCCACCUAACCGUCCUCCUACAUACACAGAUUCACCUGCUAUUUCCCCUGCUCAACUACCUGCCUCCCUUAAUUCCCCUGCUCCUUCUCCUAUUUCUUCUUCUCCCUCUAUUCCCCUCAGGAGAUCCAACAGAGAUAAUCUAGGCACCCUACCAGGUUAUCUAAAGGACUAUAUUUGCAAUCACAUCUAUUUCACUGAUCUUACCAAAUCCUGUUUUUCUACUCCUUGUUCACCAACUCCGUUCUCCUUUUCUGCUCUUUCCAUUUCUAACCAGCAUCUCAUUCAUUCUCUCUCUACCAUUUCAGAACCAACCUCUUACAAUCAGGCUUGUUCCAAUCCAGGUUGGGUCUAA